UGGAGGCUCAGCCAAACCCUUAAUUCUCUCUCUAGCCAGACGACUCACGAGAUGUCAACUCCGGCUGAGCCACCGGUCACCACCACCAGCUCCGCCAUGCUCCGGCCGUGGCCUCAGUUCAUAGACCUCUCCGCCCUCAGCAUCCCCGUCUCCCUCUCCGAAUCGACCUACCGCGUCACCCAAAAUCUCCGCUAUUUCCUCCCAAACUACGUCGUUCUGACCCUCAUCAUCUUCCUCCUCACCCUCCUCACCCGCCCCCUCUCCCUUCUCUUCUUCCUCUGCCUCUUCGCCGCCUGGCUGUACCUCGUCCUCGCCCGCGACGAUCCCCUCACCAUCCUCGAUUACGACAUCGAUCAGAGGUACGUCAUCGGAUUCCUCGCCGUCGCCACUUUGGGCGCGCUCUUCUGGAGCCACGUCUGGACGAAAUUGUUCGUCUCCUUGCUGAUCGGGGCCGUCCUCGUGCUCGUGCACGGCGUUCUGAGGGCGCCGGAGGAUUCGAUCGAGGAUUCGCCCUAUGGAUCGUUGCUCAACGUGGUGGAUAGCCCUAGAGGGGGAUACGCUAGCGUUUGAGAGGUGAAUCGUAGCUCAGUGUUCUGAUUGGAUUUAUUAUGUGUUUAGUGUUGCGAUUCUUCUGAUUGUCAGACCUUUGAUUAAUGUAGGCUGCGUUUAUUCAACUUUUUGUGGCUGAAAUCGUUUGAUUUUGUUUUGAUCGAUUUAAUUUACUUGCUGUUUGUUGAUAUCUAAAUGGUUUGCAAUCUGA
Messenger RNA from Salvia hispanica, 760 nucleotides. RefSeq names its product PRA1 family protein D-like. NCBI's taxonomy places the organism in Eukaryota, Viridiplantae, Streptophyta, Magnoliopsida, Lamiales, Lamiaceae. The record is from RefSeq and is a predicted model, not a curated record. Gene Ontology annotation, biological process: vesicle-mediated transport. Gene Ontology annotation, cellular component: Golgi apparatus; endoplasmic reticulum.